GGAGCAGGCAGUUUUGCAUCAUCCACACCAAGAGAAGGUCUCAGUGUUUGCUGCAGAACUUUACAUUGUGACUUUUUGGAGACAACACAAUGGCUACAGGGGAAGAAACAAACAAGUCCCAUCUGGAGCGACUUAGCAGCAACAAUUCCAUGUUGAGCUUCUCAUCGGUGGGCUCAGACAUCCUGUCCACAGCCACCACUGCCAACUGUGAGAUAGCUCUGCUACCCCUGAAACUGCUCGUAGAUCUGCAAUCCAACUACCUGACCCUGGAGGAUGACAUGCUGACCUCUAAUAACGGCACAGGAGGCUUCAACCUGUUUAGUGACGGCUCUGCCCUCAUUGAUGGUUGUCAAUGCAAGAUUAAUAAUUAUAUCCAGAGAAAAGUCACUCUACGCAGUCAUGCAGAUUAUAAGGAUUACAGAGAAACGAUGUUAGCAAAGCCCAUGUUAUUUAUAACAAAUGCCAAAAAAGUCAACAGCACCUCUACCACAGCUAAAACAUUUGCCGUCAUUGUAAAUACACGACAUCCACAGAUCAGAACCAGGCUGGAAGCUGGUAUGAACGAUGUUAUAUCCUCCGUUAUGGGAGAAAAUUAUCAACUACAGUUUAACCUUUACAACGAUGUAAGAGAGUACCUUCAGAGGCAAGACUUUGUCCUGACAGAAGACAACCUGAGUUUUUCAUACACUUUCAAGCUUGAUGUCCUUGUGGAUUUCUUCUACUGGUUUGGUUUGAGCAAGAAAACGUGCGAUUUGCACGGGAAGCUUCUGAACCUGCACUGUACAAACAAUAGCAGGAAAGAGAGAGUGAGACUGUUCCUGUCAAAGAUGACCACACCAUUAAUCAGAUUAGGCAGCAGUUUGGAUCAUGAUCGGAGACCAAGUAUAUUCUCUUUGGACAUAAUCACCGAAGAUCCUUUUAUGCAAGAAGAAGAUGUCACCGAUACGGCCCCUGUUCUGCAGCUGAACUCGGAAAUAGAACAAGCUGGAUAAAUACUGAGCUGAAUGCAGAGAGAGGACAUUAUGGCUAAUAUUGAAAUUAUCAUAAAACUGGCCAACUGGCUUUGAUGUUACAGAUUUUCUUUAGUUAACGUUUUAUGUUACCGACAAAGUCGAGGCAGUUCAAUUAGGCACAACCAUUACUGAUGAGCUUGGUCUGAAAUGAUCCAUCAGAAGUUUCGGACUAUGUCAGCAGUCACCAGCCCUGACACACCUACACGCCAGGGUCCAUUUCAGAAACUUGUUUGGUGCAGUAACCCUGGUAAUGGGUAAACUUUUCUUUUUUUCCACCCUGUAUGUACAUCAGUAAGUGGGUAAUUCUGGGAGAGGGUUUGUGGUGUGUACUUUUCAUAAACUGAUAAACCAUGUUGUAUUAUAAAAGCACUUAAUGGGGUUGUCUGCUUUGGAUAACCCCUCUUUAUUAGAAGAGUUUCUCCAAUGAUAAGGUGAUUACCGGGUGUCCUCCUGCAGAGUUCCCUGAUGUCAUCUGUGGGGAGAUCAGGCAGCAAGUAUUUUAUUUCCCUACAGUGCCCCUACAGGGGAAAUUAAGCAUUACAAAAUGCACAUUGAAUGCACUGCCAGCAUAAUGCAAGGAUAAGCAGAAUCCUGUAGAAUGAGAGACGCUCUGUGUAGGGAGGGUUAUAUUCAUAUGUCCUAACAGGUAAUAUUACUUUUAAUUUAGAUUAUCAAACUGCACAAACUUAAAUAUGAAAAUCUUUGUUAAGUAACUUUUUAAAGCAAAUAUACAGUGACAAUAUAUUGCACUUCUGGUUUUCUAACCCCUUGGUGACAUCUGCAGCCCAGAGUGACCAGGAUCAGAGAGAACUUCAAACCCAGUCAUUGGAUGGUGGCAUGUUCAAGUUCCCUAGACUAAAAGUAAAAAAAAAAAAAAGUAAAAAUAUACCUCCCAUUCAGCGUAUUAAAAAUUUAAAUUAUCCUCUUUUCCCAAUUUGAUAUAUAAAGAUAAACAAUUAAAAAUAACAUACUGUCCGACAAUGUCCAAACUAUUAAAAUAUAAAAGUGUUCAUCCUUCAUGUGGUACAUCUAAAUCAUACAUUUUUGGUCACCUUUGAAUAAAAAGUAAUAAAAAAAAUCAUAUGCAUCCCAAAAUACAGGGGAAACUCGAAAAAUAUGAAUAUCGUGCAAA
Molecule: messenger RNA, 2145 nt
Organism: Bufo bufo (common toad)
Lineage: Eukaryota; Metazoa; Chordata; Amphibia; Anura; Bufonidae
Gene: MEDAG
Product: mesenteric estrogen dependent adipogenesis
Exons: 5
Coding region: 90-992 (300 amino acids)
Cellular component (GO): cytoplasm
Source: RefSeq, a predicted model, not a curated record